AUGUUUCCUAUCGGAAGUGUGGUCGAAACUUCUUCCGGAGAACGGGGAUUUGUUCGAUAUGUUGGUUCUGUUCAGAACAAAAAUGGGACGUUCGUCGGAAUUGAAUUGCUCCCUGAAUAUGCUAGUGCUGGAAAAAACAGCGGUAGCGUAGACGGGGUGGAGUAUUUCAAAGUAAAACAAGAGCGAACAGGCAUUUUUGUUCCCGUGGACAAAUGCGAACUUGCUUCGUCUAUCGGGACAAGCUUCUCUCCAAAAUCAAAUUCUCAAAACUCAUCUCCCACCGUCUACAGUCCGAACAAUAAUCAACCCUCAACACCUUCCGGCAUCCCACGUCUUUCCUCCAUGUCCAGUUCGCUUAUGGGUCUUAGUACAAUUUCUACAACUGCACUGACUCCUACAGAGAAAAUAUUGCAAAAACGAAUUGAAGAGUUAUUAUAUGAACGACAAAACCAUCAAAGACAACUGGAGGAAGUGUUGGCUACCGUUGAACAGUUACAAUCAUUCGUGGUCAACUUCACUGACCAACAGGAUGAAGUUGAUGAGCUACGAGAGCGAAUUAAAUUAAAAGAGGAGCGUAUUCAAUUAAUGCGUGAGGAAGCGUUAAAGAGGCGCUCGGAGUUCAAGGCCACAAUUGAAUGUUUGGAAGACUCUGGGACACGCGCAAGUGAAGCCUACGAACGACGAAUAAAAGACCUGGAAAUGCAAAUACAGCUCACCUCAAGCAGCGAACGAGUAAGCGAGGUGAUUCAGACUUUGAGUGAAGAGAGAGAAGCAGCUUUGAGUCGGGUUGACAAACUUCAGCUGCGAUUGGAAAAUGCCUUGGAGUAUGUUUCGAAACUUGAUCCUGCGGCGAUGAAGGAUGUUUCUCCUUCACAUUCUGCUGCUGAUUCUUCACGUUCGAACGAAGAUACGCCGCAUGUUUUCACGUCUUCGCUACCGGAAAACCAUCCUCAACGAAGACAAACGUUGGAGUUUUAUGAAAUUGAGAUUGAGGUUCUAAGAAGCAAAAUUGACAAAUUAAAGACGCAAUGUACGGAAAAGGAUAUCCGUAUCCAUGAACUUGAGCUUCAGUUGGAGGCUGCGCAAAUGAGUGACAACCGUUCGAUCCUUUCACAUCGCACCGCGUCCAUUCGUUCAAGAGCAAGCGACAGUGAAGAAAUAACUGCUCUGCGAGGACGACUUGCAGAGCUGGAGAAUGCGUUAGAAGCGCAGGUUAUACAGACACUGCAGUAUGAGGAAACCUUAGCUAAAAGACGUUCGGGAAUAUUUACGGAUUCAGAUACAGAAGCACCUGCUGAUAUGUCAUCUACACCAACAGCAACGAACAGUGUUUGGUGUGAUGUUUGUGAGACAAACUCGCACGCACUGCAUGAAUGCCAAGCUGUCUUUGGGAGCUCAGAAGUUCACUGA
This is a messenger RNA of Schizosaccharomyces japonicus yFS275, 1410 nucleotides long. RefSeq names its product CLIP170 family protein Tip1. Gene Ontology annotation, molecular function: microtubule plus-end binding; microtubule binding. Bases 1 to 1410 code for a protein of 469 amino acids. The record is from RefSeq and is a predicted model, not a curated record. The transcript has a single exon. Gene Ontology annotation, cellular component: mitotic spindle astral microtubule end; cell cortex of cell tip; cytoplasmic microtubule plus-end. NCBI's taxonomy places the organism in Eukaryota, Fungi, Ascomycota, Schizosaccharomycetes, Schizosaccharomycetales, Schizosaccharomycetaceae. Gene Ontology annotation, biological process: cytoplasmic microtubule organization; establishment of cell polarity; microtubule cytoskeleton organization.